Molecule: messenger RNA, 2664 nt
Organism: Mesorhabditis belari
Lineage: Eukaryota; Metazoa; Nematoda; Chromadorea; Rhabditida; Rhabditidae
Source: the annotation of a GenBank genome assembly
AUGGCUUUCUCCAACUUGGUCACCGAUUUACCCGUCAAGGGGAAAACGUACAAAUUCUACGAUUUGACCGCAUUGAACGAUCCGAGAUAUGAAAAACUCCCAAUCUCCAUUCGUUACCUUCUCGAGGCGGCCGUUCGCUAUUGUGAUGAUUUUCAUGUGAAAAAGGCCGAUGUUGAAACGAUUCUGAACUGGGAAGAGAUGCAAACGGCUCAAGCCGAGAUUCCGUUCAAACCGGCGCGUGUCAUUCUCCAGGAUUUUACCGGAGUACCAGCUGUGGUCGAUCUAGCCGCCAUGAGAGACGCUGUGCAACAAAUGGGAGCCGAUCCAGCGAAGAUCAACCCGGUUUGCCCGGUCGAUCUUGUCAUUGAUCAUUCCGUUCAAGUUGAUGCUUAUGGAAGUCUUGACGCUCUUGCGAAGAAUCAAGCGAUCGAAUUCGAGCGAAACAAGGAACGCUUCAAUUUCUUGAAGUGGGGCUCAAAAGCUUUCGAUAAUCUCCUCAUCGUUCCUCCUGGAUCGGGAAUCGUUCAUCAAGUGAAUCUCGAGUAUUUGGCGAGAACCGUUUUUGCGGACAAGGAUAAUAUUCUCUAUCCGGAUUCGGUUGUUGGCACUGAUUCACACACGACGAUGAUUGACGGAUGCGGUGUUUUGGGAUGGGGAGUCGGUGGAAUUGAGGCCGAAGCGGUCAUGUUGGGACAGCCGAUUUCAAUGGUUAUCCCCGAGGUGGUCGGAUAUGAGCUGACCGGCACUCUUCCAUCAGUCGCCACAAGCACUGAUCUCGUUCUCACAAUCACUAAGAACCUUCGUGAUCUUGGUGUCGUCGGGAAAUUCGUCGAGUUCUUUGGCGAGGGAUGCGCCUCAUUGUCGAUCGCUGAUCGUGCCACUAUUGCGAACAUGUGCCCAGAGUACGGAGCCACCGUCGGUUUCUUCCCGGUCGAUAAGAGAACGAUUGAUUAUCUGCAUCAAACUGGCCGCGAAGAGGAGAUGAUCACCCGCACUGAGGCCUAUCUCCGCGCCAAUAACCUCUUCGUCGAUUACGCGGAUCCGAAUUUCCGUCCUAACUACACAACGGUUUUGAAAUUGGAUCUUUCGACGAUUGUUCCCUGUGUCUCGGGACCGAAAAGACCGCAUGACAGAGUCGAUCUUGACAAAUUGCAUAAAGAGUUUAACGAGGGUUUGGGAGCGAAGAUCUCGUUCAAAGGUUUUGGCUUGAAACCGGAAGAAAUCUCGAAAUCGGUGAAAAUCUCCGUUGACGGUCAUGACACUCAUUUGGAGCACGGAUCGGUUGUGAUCUCAGCGAUCACCUCGUGCACAAACACGUCCAAUCCAUCGGUGAUGCUAGCGGCUGGAUUGGUGGCAAGAAAGGCUAUCAAAGCCGGUCUCAAAGUUCCAUCAUUUGUGAAAACGUCACUCUCGCCGGGUUCCGGAGUUGUCACCAAAUACCUGGAAGCAUCGGGUCUUUUACCUGAUCUGCAAAAGCUUGGGUAUCACAUCGCUGGUUAUGGCUGCAUGACAUGCAUCGGAAAUUCGGGACCACUGCACGAGGCGGUUUCAGCCGCCAUUGAAGAGAACAAUCUGGUCGUCUCGGGCGUGCUCUCUGGCAAUCGGAACUUCGAGGGUCGUAUCCAUCCGCUUGUUCGCGCCAAUUACCUUGCUUCUCCACCAUUAGUUGUCGUUUAUGGAUUAGCGGGAAAUGUGAACAAAGAUAUCUUCAAUGAACCGAUUGGGCACAAUGAACAAGGGAAUGCGGUCUAUUUCAAAGAUAUCUGGCCAAGCAGAGAUGAGAUCGCUGAAUUCGAAGAGAAAUACGUGAUGCCUCAAUUCUUUAAAGAAGUCUACGAAACGGUGGAAACCGGAUCACCCGAAUGGCAACAAUUAGAAACACCACAAGUGAAACUCUAUCCAUGGGACAAAGCAUCAACCUACAUCAAGAAAGUCCCAUUCUUCGAGAAUAUGACAAAAGAGCUCCCGAAACAGAGCGACAUUCAAAGUGCCUAUGUUUUGUUGAAUCUCGGCGACUCUGUCACCACCGAUCACAUCUCGCCGGCUGGCAAUAUAUCAAAGACCUCUCCAGCUGCUCGCUUUUUGGCAUCGAAGGGCCUCUCGCCGAAAGAUUUCAACACUUAUGGAGCAAGACGAGGAAAUGAUGAGAUCAUGGCUCGUGGCACUUUCGCAAACAUUCGCCUUGUCAAUAAGUUGGCCUCAAAGGUUGGACCUCAAACCACCCACGUGCCAAGCGGUGAAGAGUUGGACAUCUUUGACGCUGCUGAGAGAUAUCAAAAGGAGGGACAUUCGGUGAUCAUCCUUGCCGGCAAAGAAUACGGAUGUGGAUCGUCGCGUGAUUGGGCUGCUAAGGGACCCUUCCUGCAAGGUGUCAAAGCUGUCAUUGCGGAGAGCUUUGAGAGAAUUCAUCGAUCGAAUCUCAUUGGAAUGGGCAUCGUGCCACUUCAGUUCACUCAGGGACAAAACGCGGACAGUCUUGGACUCACUGGAAAGGAACAAUACUCGAUUGAGAUCCCGGAAACGUUGAAAGCUGGUGACAUCCUUAAAGUUCAUGUUUCCAAUGGUAACUCUUUCGAUGUUUUGUGCCGCUUUGAUACCGAAGUUGAGCUGACAUAUUAUCGUCACGGUGGAAUUCUUCAAUACAUGAUCAGAAAAUUGAUUCAA